AACACGGGCCGAUCUCAGGCUGAACCGUGUCCCCACUCUCACACCGCACGUCCAACACAUCAGCUGCUCUCUGCCCGACAGUCCUGCUGGAUUUACCGCUGAACAACGGAAGAGUUGGACCAGCCGCUCCAUCCUGGGAAAGGUCAGUGAUGGUCAGUGCUAUUUAGAGCCUGCAGCCAAGGAUGUCUGCCACGGAUUCGGACAACUCCAUUGACUGGCUGGCUAGUGACAAUGAGAGCGAGCAGGAGUCUGACUGUACAGGAAAGCACAGCCAGACAGAGGCUCCUUCAUCCCCCAGCACCUCGCCACACCUGGGCCUGUCUGACAGCAGCUGCCGCCGGAGCAGCGAGGUGAAGGAGGGCGACGGUAACUGUAGCGAGGUCAGGGACGCCUCCUGCCGGGGAUUUCCCCCUGGCUGCACGGAGACAUGGGCCGGCGCCAUUGGACUGUGUAAAACACAGCAAGUAGAAAAAACAAAUGGCAAAAACACUCAGCAAGCACUGAAGAGACCUCACAGCUCCACAGAGGAGGAGUGCAAGGAACGGCAGCUCAUUUCCAACAUGUCAGAGAAAAACCGAAUUUUCAGGAGAAAGUGCAUGGAGCUGCAGUGCUACAUUCAUCCACUGUCGUCUAUCUUGAACGGCCUUCGUUCAGGGAGAUACAGAGAACGACUCAGCAGUUUCCAGGAGAGUGUGGCCAUGGACAGGAUCCAGAGGAUCAUGGGUGUCCUGCAGAACCCGUGCAUGGGGGAGAAAUAUGUUAAUAUCAUUCUUAAAAUGGAGGAGAUGUUGAAGAGCUGGUUCCCUAAUGUAAAACUCAGAGACCAACUCACCGUCACCCAGACAGAAGAAACUGUUCCCACCAAGAAACCGAAGCUAUCUCCAGUGACCAUCACUGCAGUCAUGAGCCCCGUCAGUGUCAGUGAUCCUCCAGCAGGCGUCAAAACCCUGCGAGCCACUGACCUCACUCCUCCUGCAGCCUACUCCGCCAGUAACCUGAAGUGGCUCCACACGACACCCAUCUGCUCCCCCAUAGCAGAACAGGCCCAGGCUGGCUCCAGGCACCUGCUGUCCCCCAGAGACCUAACGCAGGAUAACGCUGUGUCCUCUAGCACAGACAGCCACACUAAGACAGUCUUGGUGCCCAGAGGCCCUCCACCGGGCAAAAUCAACGCACCCUGUCUAGAGAGGCUCCUCAAGUCGACAGAAAGCAUCAUCAUCCGUAAGGGAACCGGGGGUUUGACAGACAGCAGCUGGUCCUAGUCCACACAGACGGCCGGGUGUCCAGCUGUAAGCGCCGCACGGCCCAGCCUAGCCUUGCCCACCCUGCCGGGAGCCAGUCGGCUCGCUUAGCCCAUUCCAGCCUUCAGGAGAGACAGGAGCCUUCAAAAGGGACGUGACAUAUACCACUUUAAUGUGGAAGGAGUGUUGAUGAACAUGUCGUACUCUCUGUAUGGGAAUGCGCCCUCUCUGACAUGACAAGUGUCCGCUUUAGUUCCCGCUUGUUGACUUAUCUUUGUUUUUUUUGUUUGCACUCUUGAAUAGCGCGUGCGAGAGUGAGAAGGAUAGAUUUCACAUGCCGAGAUCACCGGAGCUAGUCAUUUCACAGCUGAACUGUUCCCACUGGCUUGUAGAUGCAAUAAUACAAUUUUAGUAUCUGUGAAACCGCCAUUCUGCCUGAAAGGGAAAGAACUGCAGCAGUAGUUUGUGUUGGAAGGGAUUUUUUUUUCAGAUAUCCAGAUAUGUCAGCGGUCUACAUAUUGUUGUGCUGAAAAUGUGGGUGAAAUGUGAUGUUAUUCCCCCCCCCACCCCACUCUUUAGGUUUAUUGAUGUGACUGUUACUUAUUUGUAUACUUUAUAAAUAAGACUUUUGGUACAACUGUUCUACCUCAGUGGGCACCACGUCACAGUUGGUGAGUAGGAAUGUGAACGCUACACUCAGAGUCUGGACACCCCGUCUGCAGUGAGCCAAACGGCCUCUGACAGGGAGGUCUGCAGAACGAGUCCUUCUGUUUGUACAAACGGAGGAUUCUCUCUCCAUGGGGAUGCUGUCGUGGACUGACUGGUGCCAUUGUAAAGAAUGUCAACUGCAGAUUUCUUUUUCGAGUCUCCCAGUAGAAGGCAAACAGUGCCUGUAAUGUCGAGCUGUGCCUGUAAGCCGGUUUGAUAAAGAGAGAGAACCGUUCAGAAAACCUGCUCUGUGGGAUGUACAAAUCCGGAAUUCUCACUCUCCUGCCGUUUUCCUGUAUCGAGUAAAUUAUUCAGAUCUUGCCAACUACUUUCUGUGGUGGAGUAGAACAAUUCUUUUAUUUUGCCACAGAACUGGACAGUAUGUUAGCCCAGCAGAGAGGGACAUGGUAUUUUUCUGUGUAAAUCUUACAGAAAGGUUGUCGAUUUUCCCUGAAAAGUGGCCUUUAUAGUGUGAAAUUUUAUACUUUCAAAAUAAAUGUGAUUAUAUUUGUUUGAUGCAAAAUGGCUACAGAUUGUUUUAUUGUAAAUUUUCUAAAUACAGGCUGGUAGAAGUUACUUUAAAUGCAGAGAAGGAGAAAUUGCUCAAGGAUUGAGAAUUAAAAUUCCAUUUUCCACAUUGAAUUUCUCAUGAUUAUAUCUAUUAUAUAUAUUUAUCUCUUUAUUCUAAUGUGCUAUUCAGCUCUUCCAUUUUUAAAGGGUAAGACACAGGAGGAAAGACCAACUGUGUCAGCAACAGGAAUCUAUGAAAUAGCUGAUUGUAAGUCUCAACAGAGCUCAAUUAAGCAUCAAAGAUCUGAUUUAUAUCAGUUUGACCAAUUAUGUCGACCGGGAACACUCAAAGGGAGCUCACUUCCUGGAGGAAAAUUAAGAUGUAUUGCUUGCGAGGAAGUAUGUCAUUUUCAGUACUUUGCACAGUAAUUUGUGCCACAGAAGUGCAGUGAAAUGUACCAGGUCAGUAUCAUUUCAUUUCUCAGAAAGUGAGUGUAGUUUGUUUUUUCCCCCAAUAUGUGCACUUUCUCAUGCCUGUUGACAAACCAGACAGCAGAGUUAAAACUAUGUGACCUGCCUGUUCAACAUGCACAAUGACAAAUCAUAGAUUAAUAAUGAUAGAGGUAAUGAAAAAAAAUACAAGCAUCACUUUCAGGAAAAAAAUAAGAAGACUAUGACUGUGCUUUAUUUCCUUAUAGCAGCAGUUAAAUAUACUUUCUAAAGUUCUGAGUGAUACAAGAAACCGUUUUCUGCUCCAACUGCCCUGAGCUGUACUCAAAGCGUUGCAUGAGAAACUUUACCUAUACUGGUGAUAGACAUGGAGUAUUUCUGACAACUGUCACCAAAUAUACAACCGAAUACUGCCAUCUAUAGGUGAAAAGGUAAACAUCUCGAGUUCACCCGUUGUUGCUCUGCAAGCAGAAUCACCAUAGAUGUAUCUUACACAGCAUGUCAUGAAGCAGACUUUUCCUUAUUCUCAUUUGGAAAAUCCUUAAAAAUGCGAUAUAAUGCUGCUUUUUAGUUGCUUUUGGUGAAUUUGGUUGAAAGCACUGGAGUUUUACUCAAUUUAUGCCAGACCCAUUUUACUCUCUUCAGUAAGAACACUGUAUAUUCACAGAGGGUGAAAACAGAAGUUUGCAGCCUGGAAAACAAGCUGUCAGAAAGUUAAGGAGAUUAAAAACGGUAGCCAUAUUUGGGGGAUUUGUCUUUUUCCGUAUUUUGCACAGUAGUCACGUGUCCCUUUUUCCAGAUUAAAGGGGUGACUGGCAGGAGGCAGAGGAGUUUAUUACCCAGACUGCAUUGUUUCAGCAUUGCCACCCUAGAUUCCCUCUCCCAGGCCAAGGCUAAUGGUCUGGACUCUCAUGCACAGACGUCCUGACAGCAUCCAUACCCAAAGACAGCUGGCACAGAUCUGCCUCGCACUCACCCAGAAAAG
Anarrhichthys ocellatus (wolf-eel) is the source of this 3894-nucleotide messenger RNA. It is a transcript of the gene ciartb, whose product is annotated as circadian associated repressor of transcription b. Gene Ontology annotation, molecular function: RNA polymerase II cis-regulatory region sequence-specific DNA binding. Lineage: Eukaryota; Metazoa; Chordata; Actinopteri; Perciformes; Anarhichadidae. Bases 183 to 1262 code for a protein of 359 amino acids. The record is from RefSeq and is a predicted model, not a curated record. Gene Ontology annotation, biological process: circadian regulation of gene expression; negative regulation of DNA-templated transcription. Gene Ontology annotation, cellular component: nucleus. The transcript has 6 exons.